GUGCGCAUGCGCGCCCCAAUUAGUACGCAUGCGCGUCUCCGGUGGGGGCUCCGUCCCUCCCUGUCCGCCGGCUUGUGCGCUUCUCUCAGGACCUUCCAGUUUGUUCCACAUGAUUUUCCCCAGAGGAAAAACAAUACUUUUAUAACGGUCGGUGGGGAAACAAAUACAUGUGCAGGAACCGUUACUCUAUGGUCAGCUUCUCCAGAGCGCAGUGGGCAGAGGCCACACGUGUUACGUCUCUUGCAUCCUAAUAAGGUGUUCCCUCCACUUGGGUUUCAGACAGUGGCGAGUUAUUUUGCUUUAUUUAUCCUGUCACCCUAGUUUGGAGGGGCGGACUGGUGCUGCAGAAACAUUUCUCGUAAGUACUAUCUGAACUUAAAACAAAAUCAGAUACCUGAGUUUGAAGGCGGUUGCUGUUUGUGAUAUCCGAGAACGGCAAAAAAACUGAAGGGCUAAGAACUGGGUAUGCCUUGAUUCACAAGAAGACUGGCUGGACCGUUCAGUGGCAGAAAAUUUCUGUUCAGCGCUCCAAGAAUUCUCUCCCGGCUGAGUCAGGAAGCAGCUGCUGGUGUGUGAGUUUUGAAACGUGGCACAGAUCCCCCACAGAGGCAUACAGACUGGUCCCUCAGGGUCUGAUAUUGGAGCUCAGAGGUGAUGCUCUUAACAGACGCGGACUUGACCAAGGGAACCCGUGUAAGUUUCAGGAGCCCGACAGUCUCUGGUCUUGAUUAGCGCCUCUGGGCGCGGCUGGGACUUCACAGCACCCGGCGGGGCCACCUCGGGUGGAAAUCCGAGUCUCUGCGCUGUGGCGUUGCCUCCAGAGGAAGCUGAGAACCAGUCUUCUAGAGCUCCAAAACCUGGGACUUAAUCCAGCUGACGCUGGCUUCAGCAUACUGACCAUGGGACCUGGCAGGAUUCCAUGUGCCCAGGACGAGCCGGCAGAGGUGGUGAACGCUGGCAUGAGUGACCCACGGCACCUGCUGCACGGCCAGUCUGCAGACAGAGCCACCGUGCAUCCAGCCUCUGGAAGGUGGACAGACUGGACGCCCCAGACAGACUGUGGCAGUGAGAGGAGCACAUGGUGGCACCUGCCCCUCUCUUGUUUGGCCGCCGCUACGCAGACAACAGGCCCACUGCAGGCCCGGCCUGCCGAAUUCCCCGCCGGCUCCAUUGUGCAGCUUCCGCGGGGAGGGCGCCGGGUGCAGCACCCUCUACGGGUCACUAACCUCCCCAAGGAGCGCGUCACCCCAGAAGCGCAGAGAACCCACGGGAGACGGGACGCCUGGACGUCAUUUAUUUUGCUGGAGCCCAGUGAUGGCAGCCUCUGAGCCGCCCGGGGCGUGGGGCGGCCACUGACUGCCCGAGGCAACCGCUGCGGCCGCCGCGCAGGAGGUGGACUCCGACCACUGGGCCCACUGGCUGGAGCCUGCACUCUUGGGGAGUCGAGCGCAAGUACUCCCAGGCGCAGGGGAACGGCGCCCUGUCCACUCCGCGCUGGCAGAGCUGCCCCCACCCAACGGGUCACUUUGCGGACCCGCUGGACAGAACGUGUAACUCGCACAUUAAAUGAAAGUCUGUUUAUCCAGGCCGAGCUUCCCCGCCGGUGCUGGCGUGGGCGGGAGGGGCCAGAAGAGCUGCGGAGCCUCUUGUGGGGGGAGGGCGGUGAGCAGGGCUUGUCAGGGGUCCUCUCCCCACCGUGUGCGCCGCCCGGAGCCUGGAAUCCCGCGGCGGCCUCGCGGCGCUUUGGGUGCGGGGCGGCCCCGCCCUCCCGGUAGGGAGGGGGCGGCCCCACACGCCCCGGGGGUGGGGCUCCGGGGGCGGUGCCCAGUCGGGCCCGCGCGGCCAUUGGCUGGGCCGCCGGCCCACCGGGCCCUAGUUUCCCGCGGGCUCCGGGCGGCCCGGGGGCAGGGCCGGGCUCGGACUACGCAGGGCGGAGCCCCGGAGAGACGCGGCCGACCCGCCCCGGCCCAUAAUCGGCGCCGCCGCCGCCGCCAAGACCGAGCGCAGGAGCUCGGACCCGAGGCCGCCGCCGGGCCCCGAACCCCGCCCGCCAUGCCCGCGCCCCGCGCUCUGGCGGCCGGCGCGCCAGCGCCUGGGAAGGCCGCGCUCACGCACCCGGGGAAGGCGAUCCUGGCAGGCGGCCUGGCGGGUGGCAUCGAAAUCUGCAUCACCUUUCCCACCGAGUAUGUGAAAACGCAGCUACAGCUGGACGAGCGCUCGCACCCACCGCGCUACCGGGGCAUCGGGGACUGCGUGCGGCAGACGGUCCGCAACCAUGGCGUCCUGGGCCUGUACCGCGGCCUCAGCUCCCUGCUCUACGGCUCCAUUCCGAAGGCGGCCGUCAGGUUCGGGAUGUUCGAGUUUCUCAGCAACCACAUGCGGGACGCCCAGGGACGGCUGGACAGCACGCGCGGGCUGCUGUGCGGCCUGGGCGCUGGUGUGGCCGAGGCCGUGGUGGUCGUGUGCCCCAUGGAGACCAUCAAGGUGAAGUUCAUCCAUGACCAGACCUCCCCCAGCCCCAAAUACAGAGGAUUCUUCCACGGGGUCAGGGAGAUCGUGCGGGAACAAGGGCUAAAGGGGACGUACCAGGGCCUCACGGCCACCGUGCUGAAGCAGGGAUCCAACCAGGCCAUUCGAUUCUUCGUCAUGACCUCCUUGCGCAACUGGUACCGAGGGGACAACCCCAACAAGCCCAUGAACCCGCUCAUCACUGGCGUGUUUGGAGCCAUCGCGGGCGCAGCCAGUGUCUUCGGGAACACUCCUCUGGACGUGAUCAAGACCCGGAUGCAGGGCCUGGAGGCGCACAAGUACCGCAACACGUGGGACUGCGGCCUGCAGAUCCUGAGGAACGAGGGGCCCAAGGCGUUCUACAAGGGCACCGUCCCCCGCCUGGGCCGGGUGUGCCUGGACGUGGCCAUCGUGUUCGUCAUCUAUGACGAGGUGGUGAAGCUGCUCAACAAAGUGUGGAAGACAGACUGAGCCCCGGGGUCUGCGCAUGGGCUGCUCCCAGCGCCCCCUUCUCACAAUUGCAGUGCAGUCGUGCCAAAAGGCCCCCUUCUCCUGUCCCUUACAGUCCAUGGCCCAGGGCUGUCCCCUGUGGCCAUCGGGUCCAUGUGUCCCCUGUGGUCUGUAUGACACCACCGUGGUGUCCAUGUGUCCAGCUGAGACCGGGUGUUCCUCUGGCCUGUGAAUCUGUGCCCACUUGUCCACGUGCUUACUCGUAUGCCUGUGUUUCAUGUUUCGUGUUCUGUGACCCUGUGCCCCACUUCCCGGGGUGCCUGUGUGGCCUUGGGUCACGGCCCUGUAGCCAUGGCCUGGUCCCAGCCCGGUGCCUUCCACCCUGGGCAGCAGGGGCAUCACCCUGGCCUACCACAGCUGCCUCUGGGCCUCAGCCUGGCCUCACUGCAUUCCAGGGGCUGCGUACCCCCCGCUUCUCCCGCCACUGGCCUUAACCAGCCCUUGGGCCCUCCCUCCGCCCAGGACAGGGUGGCACCUGCCACUCUCAGGACCACCCUUCCAAGGCAGAAUAAACUGGAUCCUGUUGCA
Globicephala melas (long-finned pilot whale) is the source of this 3546-nucleotide messenger RNA. NCBI's taxonomy places the organism in Eukaryota, Metazoa, Chordata, Mammalia, Artiodactyla, Delphinidae. The record is from RefSeq and is a predicted model, not a curated record.